This is a messenger RNA of Brachypodium distachyon (stiff brome), 1658 nucleotides long. RefSeq names its product dnaJ homolog subfamily B member 4. Gene Ontology annotation, cellular component: cytosol. The transcript has 3 exons. The coding region runs from base 405 to 1436 and encodes 343 amino acids. Gene Ontology annotation, molecular function: protein-folding chaperone binding. Lineage: Eukaryota; Viridiplantae; Streptophyta; Magnoliopsida; Poales; Poaceae. The record is from RefSeq and is a predicted model, not a curated record.
GGGCGGAGGGAUCGUCCGUCGUCCCCAAUAAUGCCGUGACAAGCAGCCAACGAACGCCUCUUUCCGAGAUCUCAUCCCCCACCUUGUCUCUUUCCCCUUCCUCCCCAGCGAAUCACAAUCGCCCCUUCUUGACCCCUUCCAAUUCCGAUCCCGUUUCGCGACAAGCCACCGCUUUCUUGGCUGGUUCUUCCGGAUUGGAGACAAAAAAGCCGCCGCCGCUGCUGCUCCUGCCAUUGCUGCUGCUUCCUGGCGUGAUUGGGACUAAAAGAGGCAACCAGGGCUCGAUUCGAGGCAAGCUUGUUUUCGGAUCCAGGGCGGGAAGGGACUGGAUUGGCGGUGUGUUGUCGGUCUUGUUGUUGUUGUUGUUGUUGUUGUUGCUGUUCUUGGCAUGAGCGUAGGGGAAGAUGGGGCUGGACUACUACAACGUGCUCAAGGUGAACCGGGGCGCCACGGAGGACGACCUCAAGAAGUCGUACCGGCGGCUGGCCAUGAAGUGGCACCCCGACAAGAACCCCGGCGACAACAAGGGAGAGGCCGAGGCCAAGUUCAAGAAGAUCUCCGAGGCCUACGAGGUUCUGAGUGAUCCUCAGAAGAGAGCGAUAUAUGAUCAGUACGGGGAGGAGGGCCUGAAGGCAUCUGCAGACAACGGUGGCUCGUCAUCGUCAUCGAUGAAUGGCACCGCUAACCACCGUUUUAAUCCCCGGAAUGCCGAGGAUGUGUUCGCUGAGUUCUUCGGUAGCAGCAAGCCUUUUGAGGGGAUGGGGCGUGCCAAGUCGAUGAGAUUCCAGACAGAAGGCGCUGGCACCUUUGGUGGGUUCGGUGGUGGUAAUGACAGCAAAUACAGAUCAUACAAUGAUUCCGCUGGCACCAGCUCUAGCCAGCCCCGGAAGCCACCAGCUGUGGAGACGAAGCUGUCCUGCACGCUUCAAGAGCUAUACUCUGGUUCAACGCGCAAGAUGAAGAUAUCUAGGAACGUGGUGAAGCCUAAUGGGCAACUGGGGACUGAAUCCGAGAUUCUGACGAUCGAUAUAAAGCCCGGGUGGAAGAAAGGGACCAAGAUCACAUUCCCAGACAAGGGCAAUGAGCAGCCAAACCAGCUCCCUGCAGAUCUCAUCUUCGUCAUCGAUGAGAAACCCCAUGAUCAGUACACAAGGGAAGGCAACGACCUCCUGGUCUAUCAGAAGAUUGACCUGGUGGAUGCAUUGGCAGGAACCACGGUUAACCUGAAGACCCUUGACGGGCGUGAUCUGGUGAUAAAGCUGACAGACGUGGUGACACCAGGGUAUGAGCUUGCAAUCGCAAAGGAGGGGAUGCCUAUCGUCAAAGAGAACGGGAGGAGAGGAAAUCUGAGGAUCAGGUUCGACGUUGAUUUCCCAAAGAGGUUGUCAUCGGAGCAGCGGCAGAAUAUUAGGAAGGUUCUUGGAGGGCAACCUUAGCAGCAAUGAUCAAACCCCGGAUGCAAAUUCAGCUACCCUCUAGUUCUCCACGAAAUGCAGACUAAUUCAGAUGUUCUUCUUUUUCAGUUGGCUUGUAUGUCUAGUUACUUUUGGUUUGCAGGAAUUUCCUGAUUUGCUCCUUUGUUGACAAGAUAGCAAUAUUAAUUGUUGACUAGAUACAGAUUACAGUGUGACAUUGAAUUUUUUUUUUCACCUCUUCUA